Molecule: messenger RNA, 3823 nt
Organism: Cottoperca gobio
Lineage: Eukaryota; Metazoa; Chordata; Actinopteri; Perciformes; Bovichtidae
Product: B-cell receptor CD22-like
Exons: 10
Coding region: 1360-3108 (582 amino acids)
Source: RefSeq, a predicted model, not a curated record
GACCUCUCACGGCACACUAGUGGUUGAAAAUCACUGGCCUAUAUGACAAAUUACACAUUUGUAAUAAGAGUUUUAUAUAUAUAUAUAUUUGUUGUCAGGUGCAGCCACGAUUCAUGAGAGACGCAGAUGCGUCUAGCAGAGCAGCAGGAUGAACUUCACUUUGCUCGUGUCCACUUUUCCAAAGAACAGGCGAGUCCUCUGACAUUAGACCAGCUCCACCCAGAGGAUGCAAAGAAGAAGAGCAGGAAGAAGAAGAGUCACAUUAACCCGUCCUCACGAAACAACACAAUCUCUGACUGCGCUUUACUCUCAGGAGUUUUGCACUUUGGCGUUGCAUUGCUUUUUCAACCUCUUGUUGUGAUGCUGUUUGCAUCUUUUACAGUUACACCAUAUCUUCAGCAUCCCAUCCUUUUUAUUUAUUUCUCUCAGAACCAGAGGGGAGGAACCUGCGGAGCAUCCAGUUGCGUUGUGCAGUGCAGUCAACAAAAAGAGGAAUCUCGAGUCCACUUUCCAUCCAUGUUAGGAAACCACAAUGAUAUGGCCCACUUGCUGUUUACCUGUUUGACCUCAGACACGACACAGUAGCACACUGCUCAUCUGCCUUCUUUUGGUGUUCUUUACAAACUUACAAUAACAUGUAUUGCCAUUCUUUAUGUGGAUGUUGCUUUGCCUGGUGUGUGGCUUCACAAAGAGAAGUGUAUGAACACAGAGAUCAUCCACCGUCUGAAAGAUCAGUUACUGAAAAAGGAGAAGCCUGCGUCCAGAGGGACUCAAUUAAAAGUCAAAUAUGUGAAAUAUGAUGCUCUGUUUAACAUUCUGAAUUUAUUUUGAAGUGUUACAUUUCCUACAAAGACUGUUUUGCUUUUAGAGUUGAAAUACCAAAUAAAAACUAGAAAUACCAACAUGUUACAAGUUCCAGCCUUUGGAAUAAGAUCUUUGAGUUUUAGACUAUGUUUAGACUUUUAAACCAUUAAUUGAUUCGCCGUUUAAAAUCAAUAAUGGAAAUAAUUGUAAAUUGCAGUAAUUAACCUGCGUUAAUGCACCACACUGAGACGUGUGUGUGUGUGUGUGUGUGUGUGUGUGUGUGUGUGUGUGUGUGUGUGUGUGUGUGUGUGUGUGUGUGUGUGUGUGUGUGUGUGUGUGGUUGUUUCCUUUACGGUAUCUGAUGUGUGUGUUUACUGACUGGCAGGAUUUUAACAGAGGAAGUCUGUUAACAACUCGAUCCUUGUCCUCGGCUCACUGACCACAGAAGAAGAAUAUCCAUCAGACCUCUUCUUCCUCUUCUUUAGAGCUGUGUUCACUUCUUGUGCACAAUAUUCACCUGGUGAUGUUUUAUUGUGUCUGGUGAGAGGAGCAGCGAUGGCUUUACCUGCAGCAGCCCGUGGAUUAGUUGUCUUCCUUCUCUGUGUGACAGAGAUACAGUGUGAAAGUGACUGGGGAGUGACUUACACCUCUGCUGAGAUCUGUGCUGCCAAAGGAUCAUCAGUGGACAUGAGCUGCACCUACAGAUACCCAACCUCUAAAGAUGGCAUUCAGACGUAUAGUAUAGUUACGCAACAUUUCUGGCAUUUGCAGAAAAAUCUUAAAGAUUUGUCAGAAUUGCCGAAGUAUUCCGGUCAUGUGACGUAUCCCUGCUCCUCUGAGAGAGAGAAUGUCUGCUGUCUGAGGAUCACAAACCUGACAGAGAGCGACUCAGCUGAGUACAUGUUCAGGUUCAUAACAAACCAACCGGGUGGAAGCUGGUCCGGUGUUCCUGGAGUCAAACUCACUGUCUCAGCUCUCCAGAUUCAGGUGACCAGAGUCAAUCAGUCUUCUACCGAGGCAGAGCUGAGUUGUCACAGCAACUGCAACGAUCCUUCUUAUGUCUGGUUCAAGAAUGGACAGAAAGUUCCUGAAGAAGCUUCUUCCUAUACAAACCAUUUUAAUCCUGGAGACAACAUAUCCUGCGCUUUGAAGGGACACGAGGAUUCCGGUUCUCCUUCACUGUAUGCUCCAAAGCUUCCCUCUGUGUCAGUGAGUCCUGGUGAAAUCAUGAAGGGCAGUUCAGUGAAUCUGAGCUGUAGCAGUGAUGCUAACCCAGCAGCUAACUACACCUGGUACAAGAUUAACCAAACACUGCUCAGUGAAGGUCCACAGCUCGUCUUCAGUUCCAUCCGGUCCUCUGACUCGGGACAGUAUCACUGUGCAGCUGAGAACGAGCUGAGGAGGACAACAUCAGCAAACAUCUUCAUUAAUGUGAAAUAUGGUCCAAAGCUCCCCUCUGUGUCAGUGAGUCCAUCUGCUGAGAUAGAGGAGGGCAGUUCAGUGACUCUGAGCUGUAGCAGUGAUGCUAACCCAGCAGCUAACUAUACCUGGUACAAGGAGGAUGGAAACCUCAAACCUCUCAGUGAAGAUCCACAGCUCGUCUUCAGCUCCAUCCAGUCCUCUGACUCUGGACAGUAUCAGUGCAGAGCUCAGAACAAGCUGGGAAUGAAGGAGUCUAAAAGCAUCUCUAUUGAUGUGAAAUAUGGUCCAAAGCUUCCCUCUGUGUCAGUGAGUCCCUCUGCUGAGAUAGAGGAGGGCAGUUCAGUGACUCUGAGCUGUAGCAGUGAUGCUAACCCAGCAGCUAACUAUACCUGGUACAAGGAGGAUGAAGACUCGCCAAAAGCAUCAGGACAGAACUUCACCAUCACUGACUUCAGAUCUGAACACAGUGGGAAUUAUUACUGUGAAGCUCAGAACAGCAGAGGACGUCGUGACUCCACCUUACACCUGACUGUUGGAGCAGGACAAGGGAUAUUAUCAGCUGUUGUAACAAUGACUGCUGUUUUAAUUAUCUUCAUACUCAUCUCUGUCGCUCUGUGGGUGAGGCUCCUAACCAGGAAGGAGGGGGCCCCUAAACCCUCACCUGAGCCUAAAGGGGGGCCAGACGUAAGUGCACAGAAACCCCCCGCUGAGCAGAAGGACACCCUUCACUACGCCGUCGUGCACUUCUCUAAGAGACAAGCAGAUCCUAUCAACCCCGAUACGAGACCAGCUCUGCCCCAAAUACACACGAGUGAAGAGAAGGUGGACAGUGUGGAGUACGCUACUGUCAAGUGUAACGGCGUCAGUACCGCCCCAGGGUGAGCAGCUCUCACACAGGAACAUUAUCCACAUUAUAAGACGGAGAUUACAGUUCUGGAAGGUUUUUGAGUUGCUCGUUGAUCAGUUGAACGAACAGAGCGACAGCAGGGGACCCUGGACCUCCUUCCAGAACUCAUUAGCUGUACAUAAACAGUUUCCAGCCACUCUGUCUGACGUGAUGACAUUUAGAAGUUGUUUUUAAAGAUGUUUGAAAUGUGGCUUUUAAGAAGUCAAGCAGACACCUGCAGUACCUCCACAGACCCCCUGGGGGUCGCGGACCCCCUGUUGAAGACCUAUGCUGUAACGGAUAAAACAAUCACUUAUUAAUCCUUCACUAAUUAUGAUCCAGUAAUAUAAUAUAUGCAUAUGAUUGUGUACACUGAGUACUUUUCCUUUGCUUACUUUAAGUAUAUUUUGAUGCUAAUACUUGUGUACUUUUACUCGAGUAAGAAUUUUAAUGCUGUAUUUUUCUCCUUUUACUUGAAGGGUAACUUAGAACACACAUUCAGAUAUAGAUGCAUGUCUAUACUGCUGCCACUAGAUGUUAAUAAAGAGAAACAUUUUAAUAAUAGACUCUCACAUUUCUUUGUGGUUGUACAAUAUGUUUUUAAUGAUCACCUCUGAUUUUCACUGCAUCACUUUCACCUCUCAAUACCAAUUGUCACGUGUAUACCUUCUAUACAGAUACUAUUGUGGUCCAUCUCUUUUUGUUUUGUAC